Messenger RNA from Carcharodon carcharias (great white shark), 2397 nucleotides. It is a transcript of the gene sf1, whose product is annotated as splicing factor 1. The record is from RefSeq and is a predicted model, not a curated record. Gene Ontology annotation, cellular component: nucleus. The transcript has 12 exons. Gene Ontology annotation, biological process: regulation of mRNA splicing, via spliceosome. Gene Ontology annotation, molecular function: zinc ion binding; mRNA binding. The coding region runs from base 182 to 2140 and encodes 652 amino acids. NCBI's taxonomy places the organism in Eukaryota, Metazoa, Chordata, Chondrichthyes, Lamniformes, Lamnidae.
ACUAGUCUCCGGCCUAUUCCGCCGCGCCGAGAUGCUCGAGGUCGAGUGAGCCGAACGCCGGGCCGACUGGGGAAAGAGGGAGUGAGGCCGCCGAGCAACGAGCGCCCGAUUGUUUCAAACCCAAACCGACCCAGCCUAAUCGACAAGGGGAAAAAAAGUCGAUUGCUGCCGCUACUCACCGAUGGAGGAGCCGGGCCGCUUCUACAUGAUGUCUUCGUUCGGUCAGGCACCGCGGGAGAGAGAUGAUUUUGGGCAGAAGAGGAGGAAGCGAAGCCGCUGGAGCAACGAGACUUCGGAUCAGAAGACGGUGAUCCCUGGAAUGCCGACUGUGAUUCCUCCGGGACUGACCCGGGAUCAGGAACGUGCUUAUAUUGUGCAACUACAGAUUGAAGACCUGACUCGCAAACUGCGUACUGGAGACCUUGGUAUCCCCCCAAACCCUGAGGACAGGUCUCCCUCCCCUGAGCCAAUCUACAACAGUGAGGGCAAGAGGCUGAACACCCGUGAGUUCAGAACUCGGAAGAAGCUGGAAGAGGAGAGACACAAUCUCAUUCAAGAGAUGAUUGCCCUCAAUCCUGACUUCAAGCCUCCGGCAGAUUACAAGCCACCAGCCACGCGUGUGAGCGACAAAGUGAUGAUCCCACAGGAUGAAUAUCCAGAAAUAAACUUUGUUGGACUCCUGAUCGGCCCCAGAGGCAACACACUGAAGAACAUCGAGAAAGAAUGCAAUGCCAAAAUCAUGAUCCGAGGCAAAGGCUCGGUGAAGGAGGGGAAGGUGGGCCGCAAGGACGGACAGAUGCUUCCGGGGGAAGACGAGCCACUGCACGCACUGGUCACAGCAAACACUAUGGAGAACGUGAAGAAGGCAGUCGAACAGAUCCGAGGUAUCCUGAAGCAGGGGAUUGAAACUCCCGAGGAUCAGAACGACCUUCGGAAGAUGCAGCUGAGAGAACUGGCUCGCCUCAAUGGCACUCUGCGAGAGGAUGACAACAGGAUACUGAGACCAUGGCAGAGCACAGAACCACGAAGCAUCACCAACACGACGCUGUGUACCAAGUGUGGUGGGGCUGGGCACAUUGCUUCCGACUGCAAAUUUUCCAGUGGGGCCUCGUUCAGCAGGCCGGGAGACCCUCAGUCAGCUCAAGACAAGGCGCGAAUGGACAAGGAGUACCUGUCACUGAUGGCCGAGUUGGGAGAAGCCCCGGUCCCGGCAUCAUCGUCCUCGGCCCAUCCGAGCUCCACACAGCAGACCAUCCCACGGACUACAGGACCUGGCAGUAGCCAGCAGCAGCUUCCAAACAGACCUCCAUGGAUGAGCUCCGGGCCCUCGGAUACCAACAGACCCUACCACGGGAUGCACGGUGGUCCCAGUGGGCCGCACCCAGGUUUCCCUCCGCCGAUGCCCAACAUGAGCGGGCACCCGAUGCCGCACAAUCCCAAUGGACCUCCGCCACCUUGGAUGCAGCCACCACCGCCUCCGAUGAACCAGGGUCACCCACCCGUGCACCCACCUAUGAACAUGAUGCCCCACCCAAUGGGGAUGAUGCCUCCUCCACCCCCACCUCCAGCUAGCCAGCCUCCUCCCCCACCCACCGGCCCCAUUCCACCCUGGCAACAGCAGCAAGCCCAGCAGCAAGCACCACCACCACCUCCCAGCAGCAGUAUGGCCUCCAGUGCACCCUUACCCUGGCAACAGAGUGAAUACCAGCACCACAACGACUACUACAGCGAGCGUCCCACCAUGGCAGCAGCAGCAGCCACCGCAGCAGCCGCCGCAGCAGCCGCAGCAGCAGCAGCAGCAGCCGCCGCCGCCCCAGGUGCAGCCCACCCCCGCCUCCAGCGCGGCCCCUCCCCCGCCCAUGCCUGCCGCCCCUUCUAUGGUCCCUCCUCCCCCUGGGGUCCAGCCUCCCCUCCCUCCCGGGGCGCCGCCCCCUCCGCCCCCUCCCCCGCCCGGCACAGCCGGCAUGAUGUACGCUCCGCCUCCGCCACCCCCCAUGGACCCGUCCAACUUUGUAAUGAUGGGGAUGGGCGUGCCAGGGAUGCCGCCCUUUGGAAUGCCCCCGGCUCCUCCCCCUCCUCCUCCCCAGACCUAAAGGACCCCUAUUUCAGUUACCCGUACCCUCGAACCAUGUUCAGAUAGAGAAAGGAAUUCACUCUAGGGGGAGCCAGGGUCACGGUGUCAUAAAUGGCACCUGAGCUUGUCAGGACACACUCACGCUAUUUUUUUUUUAAAGUUUUAGAAUUAAAAAAAGAAAGCCAGACAUACAAAAAUACUAGUGAACAGCUUCUGCACCUCGUUGGGAUAGAACUGAUUUUUGAAGCCUUUCGAUGAAGGUGGUGGUUGUGGAGAGGAGUUUGACCUGGCCUGAAAGCAGUAUUAAAACCAUGAGUUCUCUC